This is a messenger RNA of Eufriesea mexicana, 2097 nucleotides long. Its product is annotated as metabotropic glutamate receptor 4. Gene Ontology annotation, biological process: G protein-coupled receptor signaling pathway. Gene Ontology annotation, molecular function: G protein-coupled receptor activity. Gene Ontology annotation, cellular component: membrane. Lineage: Eukaryota; Metazoa; Arthropoda; Insecta; Hymenoptera; Apidae. Bases 16 to 2067 code for a protein of 683 amino acids. The transcript is spliced from 11 exons. The record is from RefSeq and is a predicted model, not a curated record.
GAAGUUGCCGGAGUUAUGAGAGCUGUUCGCCGUUGCAAUGCAACCGGUGCGUUUUCAUGGAUCGGUAGCGACGGAUGGAGCGCCAGGGGGUUAGUCAGUAAUGGUAACGAGCCAGAAGUCGAAGGUACUCUAUCGGUUCAACCUCAGGCCAAUCCUGUCAAAGGUUUCGAGGAAUACUUCCUGAAUCUGACCGUGGAGAACAACCGGAGGAAUCCGUGGUUCGUCGAAUUCUGGGAAGACCACUUUCAGUGCAGAUAUCCGAAUGCGUCCAGAACUCCGUACAAUCAAAAGUACACGAAACCCUGCACGACGAAGGAGAGAUUGACGAGACAGAACACGGCUUUCGAGGAUCAACUGCAGUUCGUUUCCGACGCUGUCAUGGCGUUCGCCUAUGCCUUCCGGGAUAUGCACAAAGACCUUUGCCAUGGGAAACCUGGACUUUGCGACGCGAUGAAGCCCACUAAGGGUACGGAGCUCUUGAAGUAUCUCAGGAGGGUGAACUUCGAAGGUUUAAGCGGCGACAAGUUCAAGUUCGACAAGAACGGGGACGGACCGGCUAGAUACAAUAUCAUACACUUCAAACAAAUCGAGCCUGGCAAGUACAAGUGGAUUCGAGUCGGCAAAUACCUGGAGGGUGAAUUAAAGUUGAAUAUGUCCGAAAUCCAAUUUAAACUUGGACAUCCUCAGCCACCCGAAAGCGUGUGCUCUCUACCCUGCGAAAUCGGCCAGGCAAAGAAAUACGUGGAGGGUGAGAGAUGCUGUUGGCACUGCUUCAACUGCACUCAAUAUCAGAUACGGCAUCAGAAGGACGAGACCCAGUGUACUCACUGUCGUCAAGGCACGGUACCAGACGAGACCCAUUCUACUUGCCGUGACAUCCCGGAGGAAUUCCUGCGACCAGAAAGCGGCUGGGCAAUAGGAGCAAUGUCUUUCUCCGCUACAGGGAUACUGAUAACUUUAUUCGUCUGUGGGGUGUUCCUGAAGCACAACGACACACCGGUGGUACGUGCAUCUGGCCGCGAGCUGUCAUACGUUCUGCUCUCCGGGAUUCUGCUCUGUUACCUCGUCACCUUCGCCCUUGUCCUCAGACCGACGGACCUGGUCUGCGGCAUUCAGAGAUUCGCCGCUGGUUUCUGUUUCACCGUCGUCUACGCAGCCCUCUUAACGAAGACUAAUCGAAUAUCGAGGAUCUUCAACGCGAGCAAACAUGGCGCCAAAAGGCCGUCGUUCAUAUCGCCGCGAUCGCAGCUGAUCAUUUGUUCCGGCCUAGUGUUCGUGCAAAUUUUAGUUAAUGGUGUCUGGAUGAUAAUCGACCCGGAUACAGCGAAGCACCACUAUCCGACCAGGGAAGAUAAUUUGCUCGUUUGCAACAGUUACAUAGACGCCAGUUACAUGAUCGCCUUUGCCUACCCCAUCAUGCUGAUCGUCGUGUGCACCGUGUACGCUGUUCUCACCAGAAAGAUCCCAGAAGCUUUCAACGAGAGCAAACACAUCGGUUUCACCAUGUACACCACCUGCGUCAUAUGGCUGGCUUUCGUGCCGCUGUAUUUCGGGACCGGGAACAAUGUCGCAUUGAGGAUCACAUCGAUGUCAGUCACUAUAAGCCUAUCCGCAUCCGUGACUAUAGCGUGUCUCUUUAGCCCGAAGCUGUAUAUCAUUUUAAUACGACCAGAAAGGAACGUGCGACAGAGCAUGAUGCCAGCCAGAUAUAGCACGACGAAAAGUUCAGCAGUCACGGCUACCAAUGCCUCUAGCAUGAUAGCGCCUGUUACGCUCACUGCGGCUACAUGCGACCAGAAUAAGACUGUUAAAAAGCACAUCACCACUACCAUAGACUGCUCGACUCAGAGCGAAUAUUACGAGCUGGAGGUGAAGGAUCAGAAAAAUGGAAAACCACCGCCAUCGGUCGUCUCUCGAUCGACCCAGACUACUGGCAACAACGACAAGGACUCGAGUGCGAUGGUAUCGAGCAAAGAAUCGAAAGAGAGCACCACGACAACGAAGCAGCUGAACAACAACGCGAGAAUAGGAAACGGACCAGUGAACCAGAGCGACGUCCCUUUAUAGCAGCAAGCUUCCACAGAAUCAGCUGUUCUG